GAGUCUUUCGGCACUGUUCGCCAUCGACCCCUUUUACUGCGGCUCCAUCGCCGAGCAGACUGGUUCGCUACUCUCCUCCGUUGGAUCUAUUAAACCACCCGUACCGGUUCCCUGAAAGCCUCUAGCUCCUGUACAAAUGCAAGCGAUCAAAUGUGUGGUGGUCGGCGACGGGGCUGUGGGUAAGACCUGUCUGCUGAUUAGUUACACCACCAAUGCCUUCCCUGGUGAAUACAUCCCCACUGUCUUUGACAACUAUUCUGCCAAUGUGAUGGUAGAUGGGAAACCAGUGAAUCUGGGCCUUUGGGAUACAGCAGGACAGGAGGACUACGAUAGGCUCAGACCACUGUCUUACCCACAGACGCAUAGACUGCAAGACACAGACAUCGAAGCUGGGCACACGAAAGAAACCCAAGACAGGGAGAGAUUCUUAGAUGUGUUCUUGAUAUGCUUCUCCCUGGUCAGUCCGGCCUCCUUUGAGAACGUCCGAGCUAAGUGGUACCCUGAGGUGAGACACCACUGCCCCAACACACCCAUCAUCCUGGUGGGCACCAAGCUGGAUCUGCGAGAUGACAAGGACACCAUUGAGAGGCUGCGAGACAAGAAGCUUUCCCCCAUCACCUACCCGCAGGGCCUGGCUAUGGCAAGAGAGAUUGGGGCUGUGAAGUACCUGGAAUGCUCUGCUCUGACCCAGCGAGGCCUGAAGACGGUAUUCGACGAGGCCAUCCGAGCCGUGCUCUGCCCUCCGCCCGUGAAGAAGAGGGGAAAGAGGUGCACCAUGUUCUGAGGAGGGAACACUGCUAAAACACUACACUACAUCACCAUGAACAACAACCACUACUUCUCUGGAUUAAGGGGAUGAGAGAGAAAAACUAGCGAGAGUGAGUGUGCACUGCUGAGAUUGCUUUCUUUAUAUUGAUGUUUUUUCAAAGCAAUAUUGGUAACAAGACCAAUAUUUAAUUGGAUUUUUUUACCAUUACUGAAUAGGUUCAUAGGCUCUCUGUGAAAGACAUCUGACUGUCCAUCUACUUUUUACUCAUAGAACAACAUCAAGUUGCCACGAGGGCUGACAAAGAUUUCUAUUACUUGUCUUCAUACUGCAACAUCUCUUCUUUAUCAACCAUGCUUGCUUGAAUUAAUGCAGUGUUGACUAGAUAGAAAGUGAACUGUGAAUACGCCUUCAGGUCUGAAGUUACCCUCAGCUCCUGAUCUAAGAUCAGCACGCUACUGGCAUGCACACAGAAAUCUGUUGGAACUGAUAGUAAAAACUUAAUACUACUGCAUUCACUGAAUUUAAAAAAUAGAGCACGAUAUCUUAAAUGGUAAUGACGUGUUUAUCUACAACAAAUCAAAGUGAGAUGUUAAAGGGAAAGUCCAGUUUAUUACAACCUGGGUCUUAUUUUUGUAGUUUAAUCAUCAUUCCAAACAGUAAUGACAUUGUAUUCACCAAGUAAAUUGCUGAGAUUUAAGAAUGUUGCAUUUCUACUUAAUAUUGAAGCUUUUCACUUCUCAUAGAGGCUUUAUGUCAAAAAUUGUUUCAAAAUAAGACCUUCAUUAUUUUUGUUUUAUGCAAAUAUGUUGCAUAUUGCCAAAUCACUGUUUUUAGAAUCAGAUGGCCACACAGAAAAUCUGGGGCCAGGUAGUGUUCUAGCUUUGAAAAGCUGUAACAUUGGACAAAGUUAAAGGAACAGCGGUUAAUGGGGGCCCAGGGGCUCAUUUUUGCCCUUAACCUAAGAGGUUUAGGAGCCUUGUUCAACUGUAACGACUGUCUAGCUACUCAUAUUCCUUGCCCUUUCGGACAUCUCAGCUAUUCCUUUAAUGAGUGCCGUGUUAUUUAUACUGAUAGGAACAUUUUCCUAUAAAAUGAUUAUAUGAAAGAGACCUAGCAAAACUUAGAAAUGCAGUCAAAAGUUUUAACUCCAAUGACUUUUAGCCUCAAUCCUAAAAUUAGGUUUGUGUGAAGGCUCAUUCUUGACCUUGUGAAUAGGAGUUUGACAAAAAAAAACGUUCCCAUCAGUUAUCAGGUCCAUCAGCCACACCUUGCUGCCUGAUCAGUCAAAGACUGAGGUGUGGCUACAAGGUCAAGAAUGAAUGUUCAAGCCCUGCUUGUGAAGAGUAGUUUGACAAAUUAGUCUUAACUUAAGGUCCACUUGCUAGGUUUUUUUGCCAGCUUUUGAACUGUACAGUAUCUCAUGGUCUUCAUCAACAAAGAUUUCUGUGGGUCAUUCACUGGGUUUCUUCGCUAAUGAAGCCCAUGACAUGAGGUUGAAGGCUCUGGAAACAGCUCAUAAGUGAACGUUGAGUUAAUAGAAUUUUGUCAAAUGGCCUGAAGUUGCUUUACUUACCAAAAUGGGAUCUGCUCUGUGCCAAUCCAGUCUUAUGGGGUAAAAAAGGAUCUGUUCCUUGAAAACGGUUGUGUUCUUACUGACCUGUUGACACACAUCCGAUCUUAGUCAGGUGUCUUGGGGUAACUUCAUCUAACUGUGAACACGUGACAGAUAAGCAUGCCAAACAUGGGGCUGUACAACCUUGCUGCCUGAGUUCUGCCUCUUGGGGUGGAGGAGCUUGCAUGGGUCUUAAAAUAUUCUGUCUUAAUUUAUCCCAUUGUUUAAAUAUUGUCUCUGUUCCUCUAUGUGUGUGUGUGUGUGUCUCUGAUCCUGUGUGUGUGUGUUUGUUCCUCUGUGUGUGUCUUUUCCUCUGUGUGUGUGUGUGUGUGUGUGUAAGUGAAUGUGUGUGUGUCACAG
Molecule: messenger RNA, 2741 nt
Organism: Micropterus dolomieu (smallmouth bass)
Lineage: Eukaryota; Metazoa; Chordata; Actinopteri; Centrarchiformes; Centrarchidae
Gene: rac3b
Product: Rac family small GTPase 3b
Exons: 7
Coding region: 137-784 (215 amino acids)
Biological process (GO): regulation of actin cytoskeleton organization; regulation of cell shape; actin filament organization
Cellular component (GO): cell projection; cytoplasmic vesicle; plasma membrane
Molecular function (GO): protein kinase binding; GTPase activity; GTP binding
Source: RefSeq, a predicted model, not a curated record